Messenger RNA from Prunus armeniaca (apricot), 504 nucleotides. The record is from the annotation of a GenBank genome assembly. NCBI's taxonomy places the organism in Eukaryota, Viridiplantae, Streptophyta, Magnoliopsida, Rosales, Rosaceae.
AUGGGGUAUUAUCUAGCUGAUGGUAUCUACCCAAGGUGGACCAUAUUUGUCAAAUCCAUUCCGAAUCCCCGAUCCCAUAAGCAAAAAUUAUUUGCUACCUAUCAAGAGGGAUACAAGAAAGAUGUCGAAAGGUGUUUUGGCAUCCUUCAAGGUCGGUGGUUGAUUGUUCGAGGUGCGGCCCGUAUGUUUGAUGAGAAGAUCCUCCGAAGCAUUAUGAUGACUUGCAUCAUCCUCCAUAAUAUGAUUGUGGAGGAUGAGUACGAUUAUGAUGCUGGAGAGGUCUACGAACCGGAUCCAAUGAACACGGCCUUGACCCAGAUUUAUGAAAGGCCCAUAGGGCCAAGUGGAGAACCGUUUGAGCCGGAACCGUUGGUGAGGGACGAUCGUUUCAUGACCCGGAUGAUAGAUCGAUAUACAGAGAUGCAAUCUUCGUAUAUUCAUGAAAGGCGUCAACUUGACUUGAUGGAGCAUCUAUGGGCGGUGAGAGGGAAUGAAGAUGAAUGA